Molecule: messenger RNA, 709 nt
Organism: Limanda limanda (common dab)
Lineage: Eukaryota; Metazoa; Chordata; Actinopteri; Pleuronectiformes; Pleuronectidae
Gene: timcc
Product: family with sequence similarity 136 member A
Exons: 3
Coding region: 148-564 (138 amino acids)
Cellular component (GO): cytoplasm
Source: RefSeq, a predicted model, not a curated record
CGCAUCAUGAAGCAUGCUUGAAUGGAGGUGACCUUAGUUAUUAUCACACAGUAACGUGGAGUAUUAGCGGCUUCCGGCGGGUAGAUCUCGGUAGUUUGGUGUAGAUGCUGCAAGAGCUGAAGUUUCCCGGAAGCAGGACGAGCAAACAUGGCGGAAGGGCAUCAGGCACGCGUUCAGAAUGUGGUGGAGGAGAUGGUGCAAAGCCUGGAGAGAGACAACAUCCGGAAAAUGCAGGGUCGCAUGUUCCUGUGCAGCGCAGACUGCUGUGACCGACCCACCGACUCCAUGUCCCAGGUGCAUCAGUGCAUCGACAAGUGUCACACGCCGCUGGCCAGAGCUCAGGGUCUGGUCACCUCCGAGCUGGAGAAGUUCCAGGAUCGACUGACCAGGUGCACGAUGCACUGUAACGAUAAGGCCAAGGAUCUGUUCGACUCCGGCGCCAAGGACACGGCGGUUCGAGCUCUGAUGGACCGCUGCGUGGGCACAUGUGUGGACGACCAUCUUAGCCUGAUCCCCAGCAUGACCCGAAGAAUCAAAGAGAAUCUGGACUCUUUAGAGCAGUGAUGAGGGCGAAGGAUGGCGGAGGUCACAUCCUGGAGACAGACACACACACACACUCAGCCAGUUCGAGUUGUGUGAGUUUUGGUCAUGUGCAGAUUUAAAACAGAGGUUUAUAAUUGUGCUCUGUGGGGUUUAACAACAGAAGCCC